CGCUUCUGCGCCUCACCGGAAGUGCGCAACAGCCCUCCCACAAAGGCAGCUGGGUAACGGAGUCUGGGUUGGCCCCCCGCGUAGAGCUCGCGGGUCCUCUCGGGGAAAAAGGAGCGUUUCCAAAGGCAAUGCACGCUGGGCAAUGCAGUCCUCAACGGGCCUGUCCCUUUGCGCUUGCGCAGACGGAGGUGCCCCUGUCCGAUCCCGCAGAGGUUUGAGUGACAUUUCUCCGUCAACAAGCCUCCCUCCUCUGGUUGAAGGCCAGCUACGCUGCUUUCUAAAACUUACUAUUAAUAAAGUUGUAUGGAAGAUUGCAAAGCCUCCCACUUGUGUGCUUGUCCGAGUGAGAUGGUGGGGAGAAACAUCCGAUGGAACCCUCUUUUGUCCCAAGGAUGCGUUGCAGACUGAACCAAGCACCGUGAGAACAACCACACGUUACGCUAUUCGCUGUGGUCCAAAGCAGUUUACCUCUUACCUAACAGAUAUGGCUGUGUUGGUGCUGGAAGUAAUCACCAGACUUGAUCAUCUUCCAGUUGGUAGAGUUGAAAUCAGUGGACUAGCUCAGCUUUCUCCAACCCAUCAAAUCAAUGGAUUUUUUACCAUUGUUUCACCAACAUCUAAAAAACUUGGAGAGCUCCAGGUCUCACUUGCCCUGGAGCCUCUGUCAGAAACUUACAACAGCUACAAUCCUUUUCCUACCACUGACAAAACAGAAAAUGUACUUUUUUCUGAACGUGGAUUCAGAGAGGAUGCUGAACCCUGCAAUACCCAGUUUCUGGUUCCGUCACGGCCCCAGAGGAUCCCUACCAUCAAAGCUGAUGGCAAGGAGUUGGCCGCCAGCAGCAGUAGAUCAACCACUCUAAGGGGAAAAGACCACUUGUACUUCACAGAGAAUUCCGAUACAAUGAAGGACUCUUUCUUUGGACUACAGCACCAUCUUAAUUCAGGUCAGAGUUUAGAAUCUGUGACUCUGAAAGGCAGAGCUGCACAGAAACAGAUGUCCCUUCUCAGUAGUUCUGAAAUCCAGCCUCAAAUUACAACUGUUGCCAAGAGUCGUAGUGACUCAUGCAUUCUUUCUUCAAACCACCCGCCUACCAAAGACCUUCUUUCAGCUUUGUUAGAACAAGGCAAUAAACUUCGUAAUGCCAUGGUGAUUUCGGCAAUGAAAUCAAGCCCAGAUACUAGCAUGCUGUUAGACAAAGUUCCUCCUCCUAUGAUGGAAGAGUCUCUUAGAGCAUCAACACAAAUGAGAGCCUUUCCACAGAAUCGACUUAAGGAUCACAAGGAGGAUCAUCUCCCUUCUCCAACUGAGAACACAUUUUGGAAACAUGACACAAAAGCUGAUACCAGUGCUAUACAACUGCUAUUAGGAAGUGCUAAAUUAUCCCAGGGUCAUUUGUGGGAUGGACUAGGCUCUCCUCCGGAUUCCCCAGCUCCUGGGAGUGACGUGUAUUGCAGCAGUGAGCUGAAUGACCCUCAGUAUGACCAGAGUCUCCUGGAGAACUUGUUUUACACAGCACCUAAAUCUGAUAGCAGCAUCAGUGAUUUCCUCAGUGAAGAUGAUGAUAGUGUUCCUUCUAAAAAAAUGAACCAGUCAAAAGCUGUUGCCAGAUCUCCUAAGAUUCUGGAGUCAAGAGAUCAGAAGCUAAAGAAAGCAGCAGGCAAGAAAAAUCGAAAUCUGGUUGAGCAGCAGAUGCUCUCAGGAGCUCCAGAAGAUGCUCAAGCGAUGACGUUAAGUGUUGAUAGACUGGCCCUUCUGGGUAGAACACACUCGGUCAGAAUGAUCAUCGAAGCGAUGCGAGUUCCUCCAGAUAGUCCUCAGGUUACGCCUGGCAGAAAGAAUGAUGCUGGAAGACCACUUAAGCUAACAACAGCAAGGAAGCGCACUUUCUUUGUGGAAUAUCACUUUCCUGUGGGCUUUUCCAAAAGUGGAUCAGGAAAGACAGCUUUGAUCACUGAAGUUGUUCGAUUCGCUUCCAGUAAAAUUGCAGAUGGAAUGGUGAAAUUCCAGCAGCGAUUUGUGUUUCCAGUACGGUUUGGUGGCCCAAUGAUACAGCACUGGUGGAAUUCCAACCUCACUUUCCAAAUUUACACAAAGAAAACUCCACAGAAAAAGCCUGAAGUCAUUGGCUCUGCGUCGCUUCCUUUGCGAGCUGUCAUUCAGUCAGAGCUGCUUUCUUUCAGCGACCAACUUCCAGUGCAGCAUGAAAAUGAUCAGAUUGAUCAGAUUCCGCUUGGCCCCCUCAAGGUAACCGUGGAGCUUGUUACAGAUAAUAAAGAUUUCACUGGUGUCAAUACUAAACUAAGUAGCAAUAUCCAACAUACCCCACAUUGUGAACCUACAAGUCCAGAUAAGAUACUACCAGAAGCUAACCAAGAUAUUACCUCUACCAAAAAUUUAAAGAACCUAAAUCAAAUUUAUGAGGAAACUACAAAGAAGGCACAGAAUUUGGUGCUCCCUAACCCAAAAUCACUGAGCCCUGUAGCACCACAUCCUUCCAACUUGAUGACUCCGCCAGCCUCCCAUAAUUUAGUGAGUCGGACAAAUGGGUCAACACAAGAAGAUGCCUUGCUGUUACAUGUGCUGUUGAUGGUGCCAGAGGGGAAAGAUUUCACUCCUGGAGAAUCUGAAAAACAGGCAUCAUGCAAUGUUUAUUUAAACUGCAAACUCUUCACAGAAGAAGUCACCAGAUCUGUCAUCGCUUGGGGCACCACACAACCAGUCUUUAACUUUUCUCAGGUGAUUCCUGUCUCUCUGUCUUCCAAAUACCUGGAUAGGCUUAAGAACAACGUGAUGGUAAUUGAAACUUGGAACAAGGUGCGGAGCCCAGGACAGGACAAGCUGCUCGGGCUGGUGAAACUCCCCCUCCAUCAGUUUUACAUGUCAUUCAAAGAUCCCAAGAUUUCUCACCUGCUGCUUGAAGCUCAGUAUCCAGUUGUUGCUGUUGACAGCUACAUGCCUGUGAUUGAUGUGUUCUCAGGCCACCAAAAUGGAAGUCUUCGAGUCUUUUUAGCUAUGGGUUCUUCAGACCAGAUAAUGGCAUUACAAAGAUUAAAGAAUGAAGAAGGAACACUCCCUCCCUUCAGCCCUAGGCCAGCCCAUUUCCUGGACCAGCAACCUGUAGCAUCUGUUGCUAUGGCAGAGGACCAAAGAGAUGGGUUGAUGGAGCACCACUUUGAGUUCCAUGUGGAGAUGCUUAAAGGGCUGGUGCCUCUUCAGGCAACAGUCUGGGGAGAAGCAGAUUGUUAUGUCCAGUACUACUUUCCAGUUCAAGACUCACAAGCUAGUGCUCUAAAAGGACCCGAGUUCCUUGAAAAUGGAAUUGCUCUGAAGCCCUUCAGAACUGCAACCACGCUCUGUGUUCCGGAUCCCAUCUUCCACAGCGAGCACCAUCACUCUCUCCUGUUGCCACCUGAAGUCCCAGUGCAAAGGCUCCUACUAGGAGCCUUCUCUGCAAAAGGGGUCGUGCCUGGAGGUGGAGUCCAGUUUGAAAUCUGGUGCAGAUACUAUUAUCCUAAUGUGAGAGACCAGAUGGUCGCCACAGGAACAUUGCCGCUCUCGAGGAUCUGUGCCAUGGUAACCACGCAGCACCGUGAGGAUGUGGGAAUACAGACCUUUAAUCUCCCUCUAACCCCCAGGCUAGAAAACAGGAAGGAACUGAGGAACCAAUCAUCAGGUUUACUGGAUGUGGGCCUAAGGUACAGGCGUAGCCUAAGAACAGCAGAGGGAGUUCUUGCUGCCCGAACUGUCUCCAUCUCAGUCCAGAUCAUCAGAGCCUGUGGUCUGCAAGCAGCAGCCAAGGCUUUGGCUGAACAGGAACCUGCUCUGCAGUUUAGUGCCUCAGUUGGAGUCAAUGCCUCUGUCACCACUCAUCUCUCCUUCCUGCCCAAGGGAGAACAGCGCCGGACCCGCCCUGUGGCCUGCUCCUUCUGCCCUGAGUUCUCCUACCACCUGGAGUUCCCAUGUAACUUGGUAACUCAGCACAGUAGUGGAGAGGCCUGUUUCCUGGCAGAGCUAUUGGAGUUUGCAGAAAUUACUUUUGCUAUCUAUCAUGAAAAUACCAAGUCAGUCAGUGAUAUAACCAGUAUCCAGUCAUGCAAAGAGUAUCUGCUUGGAGUUGUAAAGAUUCCAACAAAAGAGCUGCUGAUCAAGAGAUCUGGGAUCACGGGAUGGUAUCCUGUCAUUUUACCAGAAGUUGGGGGCCUGCCUCACGGCUUGGAACUCAUGCACACGAUCGUGGGUGGUCUGGAGCUUUCAGUUUCCUUUACCCAUCCUGGAGAUAGAGAGCGGGUAUUAGAAGCUGCUGAGCUGCUGGGCUGGAGCUUUGAAGAUAGCCUAAAGGAUCUUGUCAAGAUGGAUGAAGAGGAACCAGCGACUGUCACCAUCUCCACUCCGAGGCUGUGGCUGCCCCUGCAGUGUGUGCUGCUUCCUGGCCACAGGCACAUUCACAAGAGCACGCAUUGCUACCUUCGCUAUAAGCUCUAUGACCUUGAAGCCUUUUGGACUCCCCUCAAGAAGCCAAAGGAAUCUGCUAACAAAAAGCAGGUCAUGGUGACUUUCAAGGCCUCCAAAAGAGCAGAAGUCACCAGGGGCCCCUCACUGCUUUGGUAUUUUAGGGAGGAAAGGCUAGAGAUCCAAGUCUGGCGAGCUUAUGGCAAUGAUAGUGUGGAGAGGCCGCAUCAGACUGACAGCUGGAUUGGUUCGGCCUACGUGGACCUGGCCAGGCUCGGAGAGAGGUCAGCACGGACACUCACUGUCAGUGGUGUGUAUCCUCUGUUUGGACGAAAUGCUUCCAACCUCUCAGGAGCUGCCUUACGAGUUCACGUGGUUCUUUCCUCUCUUUCCCCAAACCCUGAGCCUCCUCGUGAACUGGAUUCCAUGGACUGCAGCAGCCACAGUGAGUCUGAGCAGCUCCCCAGAAGGAAUGAGGAGAUCCAGCUCACUCCACCUUAUGGGCACCCAAAGCUUCCUGUCCCCACCCAGAUCCCCUGCAGCAGCACCACUGCUGAAGUGUGCCUGGCUCAGGAGGGCUCUUCUGAAUUGGAUGGAACUUUUGCAGUCAGCAUCCUGGUGGAAAGAGCAAUGCACUUGAGCUUAAAAGGGAGCCCCUUGACAGAGCGGAAAGUGCCAGUACCCAGCUGUUGUGUAUCCUUUGCAACAGCUGAUGAGCCAUCACCUAUAUACACCCCCGUGGUUGGAAACACAGAUUCCCCUGUCUGGAAUUUUCAACAGCAAUCAAGGCUAUCAAAAGAACUUCUUCUGGACCCAAAGCAAACCCUGGUCUUCAAGGUUUGGCAUAAAGGAGAUGAGGAGAGGGUGAUUGGCUUUGCCUCGGUGGACCUCUCCCCACUUCUCUCUGGCUUCCAGUUUAUCUGUGGCUGGUACAAUAUCACAGACUUCAGUGGAGAGUGCCAGGGCCAGAUAAAAGUUGCUAUCUCACCUUUGGAGAAUUUGAUGCGCUUCAAAGAAGAAAGGCAAGCAAGACGUGGGGUGGAGACCACAGGAUCACUGAUCCCAGUGUACAGUCCCUUUUCCUUCCCUGCCUCUGAUAUGUAUGCGCCACUCCCCAGCUGCAUCGCAAGAUCAACUCCAGACCAGCCUGCUCACAUCUCUUCAAAGGAACUUGAUUUCUCCUCACCUAGGAAAAGCGGGACCACAAGAAGCCAGGCGUCACGCCAUGAAGAGCACGUGCAGAACAUCCGCCGGUUUCAUGAGUUCCUGCAGCAGGGAGAGGCGGCCUUGCCAAAUGAUGACAAAUCAACCACAUCACCUCUGUCCUCCAACACCUCCAUUCUGACUUCUCUCAGGAAGAAUAUGAGUGAGCUAGAUCAAAUCCAGCGGUACUUCAGUCAGAAGCUCACCAAGCCCUUCCUACCCCUCAGCCCUCAGACUCCUACCACCAUCUUGGAGUGCCAGGAGAGCCCCAGGGACAAUGUUGGGCCAGGAGCCAGCCGCCUAGACCCUGAGAGCAAGUGCAUCCUGGAGAAAUCCAACAACCUGGUAUUGCAAGUCAGCUCCUUGAUCACGGAUCUGCAGACUAUCACCAGGAACUCUCAAGCAGUUCUGAGUUCUCACCGAGCCAGGAAUAGAAGCAAAGAGGUCACCACCCUCCCGGAUUUGCAGGACGCAGAGGCCUUACAAGAACAAAGCCCAACUCCAGACGAGCCAUUGGCAAGAGCUCCAGAUGAAGGCACAAAUUCCCCACCUGCCCCUGUUCCUGAAGAGACUUCAAACGGAAGAGGACUGCUCAGUGAGUCCUUGGGGCGUAUGGUACCCAUUACAAGGAUGCAGAGCAGUGAGGACACUGAGACAGGCCCGGCCGACAGCGAUGAGGACUAUGAGGAAGACAUCAUUGAACCCAGGACCCUGAACGAGAUCACCACCGUGACAGAUAGAACUAGCCCUUGGUCCAGUUUCAUGUCAGACAUAAGCGAGAUCAUCAGCCCUCCGCCUGACGAGGUGCCGAGGAGGGGGCCCUCUUGCCCUUCCUCAGAGCCUUUCCCCAGAGAGGAGCUCAAGGGCAGAAGUGGCUUUCUGUCUGGCCCAGAUAGGGCUGCCAACCUUCCAAGGGAAGAUCCCGCCGCUUGUGAGAACGAGACCUCCACGGGCGAGGUUAGAGAGCCUGCCUCAGCCAACCCUCGGCUUCUCCCAUUCCUGAAGCUCUCAGGAGCCAAGCAGAGCAGUACGUUUGUGGGGCAGCGCCCCCCACGGGCAGAUCAGAACAAGGAGCCCAAGCGAGAGGCCCAGGCUGAGGACAAAGCUGCCUCCAGUGAGCUCAGUGACUCUGCUGACAGCUUCGAGAACUUCCCUCUACACCUAGUCUCCCAGAACAAAAGGGAAACCCCCAAGGGGCCACCUGUGCACUCCCCUGACACCAGGCAGAAGCAGGAAGCAACUGGCCCAGAGGUGUCCGCAAGGCAGAGCCACCUCCUCCCAGAGCCCAUUGUGGUGCCCAACUUCUUUCUGCCUCCCCAGCAAUUGGAGGCCUCCCUGCGGAUGCUCACGCUGUCCACAGCUUUGCCACCAGCAGCAACAACUGCUCAGACACAUCCUGGCUAUUUAUCACUCAGCUGAGCUAGCGGAUUGAACAAAUCCCACCUCUCUUCCUAGCACCUGACCUUUUUUGCAAGUGACAAGAAAUUCAACAAAACGAGUACCAGCUUUGCAAGAAAUAUAUUAGUAAUGACUUCUCUAAUUGUUCACCAUGUAAUUAUUGAGUCCCUACCUGUAUCACCUAUUGCACUAGGUGCUAGGAUAUAAUAGUAAAGAGGACAAAUUCCCUGUCUUGGAACACAAACUGUAAACAGAAACCUAGGGUACUUAAGGACUGGUGAGUACUAGCUGAUCUGAUAAAGAAUUGCAUUUCUCCAAGGAGACCGUGUUAAACAAAAAUAGUAAUAAUUCAAAAAAAAAAAAAUAGUGACCACCAUGGUGCUUACUGUACAGACACUGCUCCAAGCACUUUACAUUAACGUACUUAAUUCAGCAACCUGAUGAUGAACAUACUGUUAUUACCCCUAUAUUUUAAGUUGAGAAAACUGAGACACUGAGAUUAAGUAAUUCACCUGGUCAUGCAGGUGGUCAGCAGGGGAGACAGAAUUGAAACCCAAGCAGCCUGGUUUCAGAAUCUGUGUUUCUGGCCCUGCUGCACCAUACUGAGGAGCCAGCUGUGUUAGGAACUUGGAGAAGAGUGCUCCAGGCAGGGCAGCACAUGCACAGGCCCUGAGGCUGAAACGAGCUUGUAGUGGCCCAGAGAGUGACACAAAGCCAGUAACAGGGAACUCAGAGACCAGCAGGAUGAGGCCGAAGGACCCAGAUCACACGGGCUGUGUACACCAUGGAAAAGAGUUUCACUUUUAUUCAAAAUGCAGGAUAAGCAUUGAAGAGGUAAGCAGGGGAGUGAUGCCUGUUAAACUUUAAACAGUUCACCAUGGUUUCUGAAGAGAAUGAGUUCUCUUUUGGAUCCAGCAGCAGGGUGGUCAUUGAUGACUUUGAAACGGCAGUUACGGUGAUGGCGUGGGGAAAGGAACCACAGAGCAGGAGUGCAUUCCUGGCAAUACAAAGCUCCUGCCUCGGAGGGCUUCUAUAACCAAGAUCAUUUCAGGGCCCGAUGCAUGCAAUGAACAGAAUGUUCAGAAUUCUGGUUAAUUGUGAUGGCUCACCCCUGUUCAACCCAUACUUUGCAGUGGGCAUUGUAAGUCUGUGACGUGUAAAUUCAUUUAAGUUUCCCAACAACGCAGUGAGAUGGGUACCAUUGUUAUCCUGUAGUAUAUGGAAACGGAGGCCCAGGGCUUCCCAUGCAGACUGUAAGCUAUUGCUGUUUCUACUUUAUAUAUAAAGAGUCUGAGAUGAUGAAGACAGGCCAGGUGCCAGCCUAGGAUCACCCAACCAGUGAAUCUCAGCUGUGCUCCUCAGUUACACCACCUGACAGUCGUGACACUGGGGUUGGUUCCGUUCCCAGGCCAUUUGCCUUCUUUUAGAUAGGUUUCAUUUAGCAUUUACCACUUUAGCAUUGUAUGUGCCUUACCAGAGGCCACGUGGAGCAAAGAUGGGGUGAGUCCAGUGGCAUCCUAAGAGCCUGCCGCUAGAGCCCUAGAGCGAAGCCACCAGAUGCCCGGUCC
Molecule: messenger RNA, 8622 nt
Organism: Oryctolagus cuniculus (rabbit)
Lineage: Eukaryota; Metazoa; Chordata; Mammalia; Lagomorpha; Leporidae
Source: RefSeq, a predicted model, not a curated record